AUGCGAUCACUUGUGACGUCUUCUGGGCAACGUCAUCGUGUGCUUCAACGCAUAUUGGACCGGCCUGGUGUUUUUGGACUCAUCUCCUAUGCAGCAGCAUUGUACUAUGCCUCAUUCAUUCUAGAUUAUAGGAAUGCUGAGCAUACAAGAGUCAGCGAACAUGCUCUGAUGCCUGGAUUAGUUACCGAAAGAUUCGACAAAGAUGGAUUGGCAGUGGAAUAUUUGCAUGGCUUGCGAGAACAUGUAAAGAAUAAACAGGAUUAUAUCUGCAAAUGCAUGGAAGAAGCAGGUCUCUCUUGCCAUAGACAACGAUGGUGGUCGACCGUAAAAGUAUCUAAUGUCUCUGGUACCAAUGUCUACGCUGUUUUGCGCGCCUCUCGAGCUAAAGGAGUAGAGGCGAUGCUGUUUGCUGUUGAUUUGACACAGCGAGAAGCUGCAGCUAUGGUUAUGGCUUAUGCAGCUUUUGCUCGACAACAAGUGUACUGGGCUCGCGACCUCUUCUUUGUGUUUGUUGAUGGCGGAGCCCCCGGCAUGGAUGCAUGGCUGUCUGAGUAUCAUCUUGUGGAAGAUAAUGCUUUACGUGGUGAGCCACUUCCCGAAAUGGGUGGAGUGAUGAUCGGUGGAGUUGUAAUGAAGAGCCAGAAUACCAGAGGGUCCAAAGAUCCAGUUCUACGUAUUGAAUUGAGCCAUCUUAAUGGUCAACUACCUAAUUUGGAUCUUUUUAAUUCUGUUGUGAGAAUUGCUGGUAAAGGCAAAUUCGCUCUUCUUUCAACUGUAUAUGGUGUCCGAGAUAUUGAGCAGGGUGGCUCCGAUUGGCAUAUGCUUGUCCCUUUACGAGCUAUGUAUACACAAGCCUUUAUAGCUGUUGAAGGUGUUCACAGUGUUAUGGGCAAGUAUGGCGUUCAGGCCAUUACGGUAGCUGUGCCGUCGCUGGCAUCGUAUCCAUUGAGACAUUCUACAAGGCUACUGGAAGCUAUAGCGCGAUCCUUAAACAAUGUUCUGGAACGAUUCCAUCAAAGCUAUUUCCUGUGA
This is a messenger RNA of Strongylus vulgaris, 1032 nucleotides long. The record is from the annotation of a GenBank genome assembly. Lineage: Eukaryota; Metazoa; Nematoda; Chromadorea; Rhabditida; Strongylidae.